Trichoderma citrinoviride is the source of this 423-nucleotide messenger RNA. RefSeq lists its product as hypothetical. The record is from RefSeq and is a predicted model, not a curated record. The transcript has a single exon. The annotation marks the transcript as partial. NCBI's taxonomy places the organism in Eukaryota, Fungi, Ascomycota, Sordariomycetes, Hypocreales, Hypocreaceae.
GCAAAAAUACAAAAAACAUACAACAGCCGGUGUUCGCUGGUGGUCACCCACCCAACUACUAAUCUGCCGGUUAGUGGCUUAUCUAUGGGGGAGCAGACGGGACCCCGAGUUUUCCACUACCUAUGGUCGUAUGUGCUAGAAAAUAGCUCAGUUGGGUAUAUAUCAGGGAGGUGGGAAGUUAAAAUUUGCACUCAUGGAAAUAUCCUCUACAAACUGCAGCAUAGUCUAUAUAGCUACCAAGAACUGAUAUACACCUUUUUACGUAUGCCGAUGUCUUUGAUGAUUGUAGUACAAAGGCCGUAUCUUACAUACGACUGUGAUGCAAGUUUUUUUAGAUAUUGGGAGCAAGACAGCGUUUGGUUCAGUAUGCCGCCUUCAUCACUGCCAUGGCACUCGCUCACAUCGUCUGCAGUAUGUUUGUGA